AUGGACCAUCCGGACGAAGACUCGGACGCACUGAUCAACACGCGGAUGGCAGCCAUUUCAGAUUUCGAGGGUGAAGUGGUGGCAUGGUCUUUUGGAGAUAGUCCGGAUGUUCUUCGCAAUCAUGAUUUAGAUUUUGAUCUCGAGGUGCCCGACCUGGGGAGAAACGUCCCUACCCUGAUUGGCCUGUGCUCAAGCUCAGCUGAAGUGGUGGACGGGAAGCAGUGCCUUCUUCAUCCUGUCGUGAGAUGCCUCGCCCGGAACGGGGAAAGCUUCGACCCCAAUCUCCGUCUACGGUUGCCCUUGGGAGACGAGGCCUCCAUGGAAUCGGGUUCCGAUGGCGCCAGUGAUGACGAUGAUGAUGACGUUGCGUACCGCGCAUACCUUGCCUCCAAGUUCACUGUGGUGACGCGAGAAGACGCCAGUUCAGGGUGGGUCCCGAUUGACGGAACUAUCCAACAAGCGGAGGGGGGGGUGUUCGUUUUGGAGGUGGCCGUGCCUCACUUUUGUGAUUUUGCCCUUUCGCAAGGCAUCAGUGUUCCUCGCGGUUGUAUGGAAAUCGUCCCACUGCCAAAGCUAAAAGGGAAACCCAGGCGGUCGCACUUCCACUUCGUGAAUCAAGGCGAGGAGAACCUUGUUGCUCACUGUAGGGGUGCUGUUGAGAAGACGGGCUUUUGGGACUUUUUCAAGAUCAACCUAGGAGCGGGUGCAACGUCGGCGAACGUCGAGGAUCCUGCGAGUACGAAUCCGAACAAGAGCGAGGUUUGUCGGGUUUUCCUUGGCACGGAGUCAGUAACAGUGGCAUGGACAUCGCAACGAUACCCUCAAAAUGCUAGACACCGGAUACCGCAAGUGUGGGGCUUCAGCCCCAUGCAGCAUAAGCACGCCAUGGUGUUCGGCCCCUUGUCGGGUAUUGACACGUGUCAGGUUUCAAACCUGAAGGUAGAUGACGGCGAAUCCUUCGGAAAACUUGUGAAGUCAAAGGUGGAAUGA
Molecule: messenger RNA, 990 nt
Organism: Ectocarpus sp. CCAP 1310/34
Lineage: Eukaryota; Phaeophyceae; Ectocarpales; Ectocarpaceae
Source: the annotation of a GenBank genome assembly